AUGGCCAGCAACGGUAGUGAAUCUAUUGGUGAUUCUGUGUCUUCUUCGAAACGUCCUCGGGUUGCAAUCAACUCAAAGAAUCUAAAAAUUGUAGAACCCCAGCCCAAGGGCAACAAUCGAGUGCCCAAGUGCGCUAGGUGUCGUAAUCACGGUAUUAUUUCGGAGUUACGAGGCCACAAGAAACUCUGCACCUAUAAGAACUGCAGGUGCUCCAAAUGCAUCCUGAUCUUUGAAAGGCAACGGAUAAUGGCAGCUCAGGUUGCCCUGAAGCGCCAGCAGGCCGUGGAGGAUGCGAUUGCACUGCGGUUGGUGGCCACCAAAACGGGUCGCUCCAUAGAUGCCCUGCCGCCGGGCAACAUUUUCGGGCUGACCGUGACCCAGCCAAGUUCGCCAAGUCGUAAGAAGAAUGACGACCAGGAGGGAAAGCCUUUCGUUGAGGACUUGAAGCGACAGAAGGAGCUCCCCAGCGAAGCUCCGGCGGUUGCCCAGGAUCUGAGUGCAAGCCGACGGGAGAGUGUCUCGCAAACAGCUAUCGAUAUGCUGGCCCAGCUAUUUCCCCAGAGGAAGAGAUCUGUCCUGGAGCUGGUCCUCAAGCGUUGCGAUCUCGACCUGAUCCGUGCCAUCGAGAAUGUCUCGCCGGCGGGAAAAUCAACGCCCGCGGAGGUGUCUAGUAACCAGAUUCCGAAUCAGCAGGCAGGCUCCACUCUGCCGAGUCUGUCCAGCCUGCCUCUGGCCACGCCCCAAAGGAGCAGUGCCUUCAGACCAGUUGUGGCGGAUCAGUACCAGAGUAAAUCCAUGGUGGAGCUGAAACCGCCCCCGUUUGGGAGCACCACUUCGGCCGCAGCGGCCGCCAUCUGCGCCUACCCCAAGUGGUUUGUGCCCCUCUCCUUUCCGGUUACCAUGGGCCACCUCUCCAACCUGGCACCGCGAUGCACUCUGCCCAACUGCGCCUGCCUGGACAGCUACCAGUUCCACUAG
Molecule: messenger RNA, 978 nt
Organism: Drosophila bipectinata
Lineage: Eukaryota; Metazoa; Arthropoda; Insecta; Diptera; Drosophilidae
Gene: dmrt93B
Product: doublesex-Mab related 93B
Biological process (GO): regulation of transcription by RNA polymerase II; sex differentiation
Cellular component (GO): nucleus
Molecular function (GO): RNA polymerase II cis-regulatory region sequence-specific DNA binding; DNA-binding transcription factor activity, RNA polymerase II-specific
Source: RefSeq, a predicted model, not a curated record